Anopheles marshallii is the source of this 1359-nucleotide messenger RNA. Its product is annotated as methionine synthase reductase-like. Lineage: Eukaryota; Metazoa; Arthropoda; Insecta; Diptera; Culicidae. Gene Ontology annotation, biological process: homocysteine metabolic process. Gene Ontology annotation, cellular component: cytosol. Bases 1 to 1359 code for a protein of 452 amino acids. The transcript is spliced from 3 exons. The record is from RefSeq and is a predicted model, not a curated record. Gene Ontology annotation, molecular function: flavin adenine dinucleotide binding; [methionine synthase] reductase (NADPH) activity; FMN binding.
AUGAACGUUCUGGAGCAAUUCAAAGCGACGCCGCUGACGCUUAACAAACUACCAGCAUCGUUCGUAGAGACGAAUCUUUCCGAAAGUGGACAAGUGCCGUCGGACCACUUGCAGAGCACCACAAGGCAACCAUUCGGUUCGAGCAAUGUUUACAAAACAAGCAUUCUCCAUUACCGCGUCCUGGCCGAGGGUGACGACGUGAAGAGCGUGUACGAGGCCGCAAUCAAACUUCCACCGAACAUGGAAGAGGAAUAUUUUCCCGGUGAUGCUAUCGGAAUUCUUACGUACAACCUGGCGAGCGAGGUGGAUUAUGUGCUGGACCGUUUGCAUCUUCUCGAAUCGGCUGACCAAACGUACGAAGUGAAGCUGACAAAACCGAUAAAGAAGAAAAACCUGGAGUUACCACAUUACGUACCAAAGUACGUCACCCCUCGAAGACUUCUUUCGGAGUGUUUGGACAUUCGAAUUACACCACGGAAAGGGUUGCUUCAGGCAAUGGCUGUCUACACCGCAGAUGAAUGUGAAAAGCGUUUGCUGGAAAUUUUAGCCUCGAAGGAAGGUUCCAACCUCUACAAUGAGCUGAUUCUGAAGAAUGAGAUGAACUUCCUGCACGUGCUGAAAUACGUGGCUACCAGUAGGCCACCAUUAGCGUUACUGAUUGAACAUCUGCCCCGGCUUCAGGCUCGACCGUAUUCUAUCGCGAGUUACGGACGGGAGAACCACAUUCGUAUCGGCUUUGCUAUGCUGAACGAUGGCCAUGUUGGGAUCACGACGCACAUGCUCGAAAGCAAACUGCUGCAUCCGAACAAAUGGGACAAAUAUUUGUACAUAUACCUUCGCCAGUUGAAACCUGUCUUUAACUAUCGCGAGGACGAUCUCGAACGGAACAUUAUAAUGAUCGGCCCUGGUACUGGUGUUACCCCGUACAUUGGCUUCCUGGAGUAUCGUAAGCAGAUGAAGAGUUCUAAUCGAAAGAUUAAGAUGGGAUCUGCCUGGUUGCUAACGAGUUGCCGCUACCAGGACCGCAACUAUCUCUACGAAAGCGAACUGAAGAGUUUCAUGCAAGCGGGUGUGUUGGAUCGAUUACACGUAGCUUCGUCUCGCGAUGAGGAUAGUCAGUACAAGUAUGUGCAGGAUAUCAUCGAGGAUAGAAAGGAAGAAUUGGUAGAGCUGCUGCUCGAUGACAGCACCAAGUUGUUCCUCUGCGGGGAAGGCCGUACUAUGCUUCCCCGCAUUCAGGACACGAUAGUGACGUGUAUGAGUAAAGUGAAGUCCAUACCCAAAGCAGAAGCAGCCGACCUGCUGGCGGAGUAUAAGAAGACGGGGAGGUAUCUGUACUAUUCGAUGAUACGAUACUAA